Ictalurus punctatus (channel catfish) is the source of this 3530-nucleotide messenger RNA. Its product is annotated as zinc finger protein 850. Lineage: Eukaryota; Metazoa; Chordata; Actinopteri; Siluriformes; Ictaluridae. The transcript has 3 exons. The record is from RefSeq and is a predicted model, not a curated record.
UCCAGUCCAGUAGAUGGCGGUAAAGCACCUUUAAUCUGUUAAAUCACCUCAACUCGAUGAAGAGCUGCAGUAUUUAUUUAUUUUUUGCUUGGAUACGGAGAUCUAUAUCCAACCGGGCUCAUCAUCUCUACUCUAAAUACACUUUCAGACAUUUUAUUUACAUUACAGCAGUUCUGUUCAAGCUAUAUCGCGACAGUUCAAUCUGUCCGAGUUCAAUAAUAAUAAUAAUAAUAAUAAUAAUAAUAAUAAUAAUAAUAAUAAUAAUAGUAUUUGAAGUGGGUACAUGUGUUGAUUUUUAAAUCCAGAGCUGCUCGGUGUCGGUUCACAGUUAGGCUACUGACUGGAUCCUAAAUGGAUCUCUGCUUCAUGUGUAAUAGUGUCUCGUGCAGAUAGCUGGCUUUUUACCUCAAUAAACAGUAACAUGAUGCCCACAAGAGACUCCAGUAGUCAGCAAAAGACUGAUAUUCUUUGUACUAUGACCAGUGAAGUACAAAUGCAGACUGACCUUCACCACUGCUCAGACUGUGGAAAGAGUUUUACUCACCGGAGUAUGCUCCAAAGACACCAGCGCAUUCACACAGGUGAGAAGCCGUAUAAUUGCGCACAUUGUGGGAAGAGUUUUUCACAGCUGAUCAGUCUCCAGCUACACCAGCGCAUUCACACAGGAGAGAAGCCAUAUGAUUGCUCAAAGUGUGGAAAGCGUUUUGCUAGGCAGAGUAAUUACCACCAACAUCAGCGAAUUCACACGGGCGAGAAACCAUUCAUCUGUGUACAGUGUGGGGCAAAAUUCACUCACAAGGGUAAUCUCAAAACACACCAACGCAUCCAUACAGGAGAGAAGCCGUAUCACUGUUCACAAUGUGGAAAGAGUUUUGCUGACAUUAGUAAUUGUCUACAGCACCAACGAACGCAUGUAGGAGAAAAGCCGUAUCACUGCUCACAAUGUGGGAAGAGUUUUAAUUUACAGCGUAAUCUCCAACAACACCAGCACAUUCACACUGGAGAAAAACCGUAUCAGUGUUCACAGUGUGGGAAGAGUUUUAAUCACAAGAGGACUCUCACGCGACACCAGAGUAUUCAUUCAGGAGAGAAGCCGUAUUACUGCUCACAGUGUGGGAAGAGCUUUAAUCGAGAGUGUAAUUUCCAAACACAUCAGCGCAUUCACACCGGAGAGAAACCUUAUAGCUGUCCACAGUGUGGAAAACGUUUUAACCAACGGAGCGGUCUCAAAACACACCAGCGCAUUCACACGGGAGAAAAGCCGUAUCACUGCUCACAGUGUGGGAAGAGUUUUAAUCAAAAGGAUACUCUAAGACAUCACCAGCGCAUUCACACAGGAGAGAAGCCGUAUCACUGCUCAGAGUGUGAAAAGAGUUUUACUCAUCCGAGUACUCUCCAGAGACACCAGCGCACUCACACGAGAGAGAAUUCCCAACAGUACUGACUGCUGAAUGAACUACAGUCAUACCAUCCCAUCCACACUGGACAAAAACUGUAUAACUGCUCAGACUGUGGAAAGAGUUUCACUUCCCAGAGUAAACUCCAAAUCCACCAGCGCAUUCACACCGGAGAGAAGCCGUAUCACUGCCCGCAGUGUGGAAAGAGGUUUAGUUGCAAGAGUGCUCUCCGAAGACACCAGCGCGUUCACACCGGAGAGAAGCCGUACCGCUGUUCACAGUGUGGGAAGAGUUUUAAUUGCAGGAGUACUCUCCGAAGACACCAGCACAUUCACACCGGAGAGAAGCCGUACCACUGCUCACACUGUGAGAAGAGUUUUACUCGAUUGAGUGUUUUACGUGAACACCAACGAAUUCACACAGGAGAGAAACCAUUUAUGUGCUUACAGUGUGGCAGAAGUUUUACUCAGCGGGGUAAUCUCAAAACACAUCAACGACUGCACACGGGCGAGAAGCCGUAUCACUGCUUGCAGUGUGGGGAGAGUUUUAAACACAAGACAACUCUCCAGGAACACCAGACUAUUCACUCAGGAGAAAGGCUCUAUUACUGCUCACACUGUGGGAAGAGUUUUAAUCGAGAGAGUCAUUUCCAAAUACACCAGCACGUUCACACCGGACAGAAGCCGUACCACUGUUUGCAGUGUGGAAAGAGCUUUGCUCGACCAACUACGCUCCGAAACCACCAGCGCAUUCAUACCGGACAGAAGCCGUAUCAGUGUUCACGGUGCGGAAAGAGCUUCGCGCAAAUAAGUACUCUCCAGAACCACCAGCGCAUUCACACCGGACAGAAGCCAUAUCACUGUCCGCAGUGUGGAAAGAGCUUCUCUCUGUCAAAUGCACUCCGAAGACACCAGCGCACUCACACGGGAGAGAAGCCGUAUCACUGCUCCGAUUGUGGAAAGAGUUUCAAUCAAAGAAGUCAUCUCCGCACACACCAGCGCAUUCACAGGCUUACAGUGUGGGAAAAGAUUUUACAUUCAGGGUCAUCUCGAACCGCAACGCAUCCCUAGAGAAGAGAAGCCAUAUUACGGCUCAUAAUGUGCGUCAAUUUUUACUAGCAUUAGUAAUUCACACAAGACGGAAGCCGUACCAGUUCUGAGGAAUGGUACGAAAACAUGCAUGUAGUUACUAUUGAGGACACUGAGUUGUGUGUGUGUGUGUGGGGUGUGUGUGGGGGGGGUGUGGGGGGGGGGUGAAUAAUGUUGUGAAUAAUUCUAAGACUUCAGAAUUAAGUUAUUAUUUUGGUGGAUAAACAGUGUAAUUUGCGAGGUGGGUAUGUAUUACUUUUAAAAUGUAGUUUUCGAUAUGUUUGCAUCAUGCUCAGUAGAUUUUUUUUUUCACAGCUUCAAUAUCCUCACAUGAUGUUUCUGCAACACCACAUGCAGCUACAGCUUACAGAAUCAAGUGAGUGGCACAAGAUGGUUUCAGCUGUUGAGACAGACACUGGUGAAAUUGAACUUAGGACGUACUGUAGGCUGCCCCAACAACCUCAUGUUUUCCCCACCACCACCAAUUAGGUCUCCCCUACCAUACCACAGCUACCAACCCAGAAAUAUGGAGGUCUUCCUCCUAGUCAUAUGAAGCCAGCCAACCUCAUCAUUUCAGACUGUUCCUCAUUGCUGAGUCAGGACGUGGCGUAACACACUCAGAUGAAAAUACUGUCUGCCCAUUCGACAUGCAUGAGCUCAGAUGCCCACCUGGUGAUACUUUGAUUCAUAGGAGAGAGAGAGAGAGAGAGAGAGAGAGAGAGAAUGAAGCCCCUCCUACCCAGAGAGCAUGGCCAGUUUUGCUCUCUUGGACUCCCGGGCACAGAAGGGUGGGGCAUCUUUCGGAUUCAAUCUCACAAUCUUUGGAUGAUAGGGCGAACGCUUCUCUUUUGUUUCACUCUGGAACUAAAAUAGUAUUUUAUUUUAACCAGUAGAAGUUUAUUAUUUAAAAAAAUAUAGAUAUACAUUCAUUUCAAAUCUGAUGACUGCAAGAUGCUCCAAAAACACUUGGGACAGUUGAGUGUUUACCACUGUGUUACAUCACCAUUUCUUUUAAUGGCACGUAUUAAACUAUUUUCACUCUUUU